Arachis ipaensis is the source of this 1388-nucleotide messenger RNA. The record is from RefSeq and is a predicted model, not a curated record. Lineage: Eukaryota; Viridiplantae; Streptophyta; Magnoliopsida; Fabales; Fabaceae.
GGGAAUUUACUGGUCCACUAAAUGAUGAGAGAACUGCAGCAGCUGAAACAGCUGAAGGUGAUGAAGGUUUAAGGGAGGGUGAUGAGCAAGUUGGGGGCUUAUCUGAUGGAUAUGAGACUGAUGACAUAGAUAGUUAUGAUGGGGACUCUGAUGAUAUGAUAAAAAAGAGGAGGUUCCCUAAGUACAAUGAGGCAGAGAUGAACAGAGAGUAUGAAUUUUAGGUGGGGCUGGAAUUUAAAUCACUUAGUCAAUUCAAAGAGGCUGUUAAGGAGCAUGCCCUAUUGAAUGGUAGGGACAUUAGGUUUCGAAAAAAUGAUAAGGUGAGGUGUAGAGUUGUUUGCAAAGGAAGAAAGGGAAAGUGCAAGUGGGUUUGUUUUGCGAGUAAGGUCGGGGGCUCUGACUGUUUCUGGAUCAAGACUUUGAAUGGAAAGCAUACAUGUGGAAGGAACUAUAGCGGAAGACUUGCAUCAAGUAGUUGGAUCUCAAAGAAGAUUGCCAACAACAUCAGUAGAGGGGAGGAGAUGAAGCUUGCGACAGUUAUUCAGACUAUACAAGACAAAUACAUGGCCAAUAUCAGUGUUGGUAAGGCUUACUGGGCAAGGAGGAAGGCAAGAGAAGAGGUACAUGGGCAGGCAAUCUAACAGUAUGCUAAACUAAGGGAUUACUGUGCAGAGAUACUUAGGACAAAUCCAGGAUCUACUCUGAGCAUAUUGGUUGAUAGGCCUUCUCUUACGCACCAGCCCCGAUUUAUGAGAAUGUACAUGUGCCUUGAUGCAGUCAAGAAAGGCUUCUUGGCGGGUUGUAGACCUAUUAUUGGCGUGGAUGGAUGUCACUUGAAGGGCGACCAUGGACAGCAGCUGCUAGUUGCUGUUGGCAGAGAUCUAAAUGACAAUUACUUUUUGAUAGUUGUAGCUGCAGUAGAGGCAGAGACUAAGGACAGUUGGGGGUGGUUCUUGGAGAUGCUGUUAAAUGACAUUGGAGAAUCAAGAAAAUGGGUUUUUAUGAGUGACCAACAAAAGGGGCUGAUGCAAAUCUUUCAAGAGGCAUUGCCAACACUGGAGCAUAGGCUUUGUCUGAGGCAUUUAUAUGCCAACUGUAAGAAAGCAUAUGGGGGUGGUACUGUACUAAGGGACCUAAUUCUGUCUAUUGCCAAAGCUACCUAUGUGAAAGAAUGGGAAAGAAGGAUGAAUCAACUAAAGGAGGUCAACAGAGACUAUUAUGACAAGUUGUUAGCUUUGGAUCCAAAAUUGUGGACAAAGAGUCACUUUACAUUUCUGGCCAAGAGUGACAUGCUGAUGAACAACAUCUCGGAGGCAUUCAAUGGAAGAAUCCUAGAGGCAAGAGACAAGCCAAUUAUGACUAUGUUUGAAUAGAUUAGGUGCUAUUUG